Messenger RNA from Myxocyprinus asiaticus (Chinese sucker), 3913 nucleotides. RefSeq names its product oocyte zinc finger protein XlCOF6-like. NCBI's taxonomy places the organism in Eukaryota, Metazoa, Chordata, Actinopteri, Cypriniformes, Catostomidae. Gene Ontology annotation, molecular function: RNA polymerase II transcription regulatory region sequence-specific DNA binding; DNA-binding transcription factor activity, RNA polymerase II-specific. The transcript is spliced from 5 exons. Gene Ontology annotation, cellular component: nucleus. The record is from RefSeq and is a predicted model, not a curated record. Bases 791 to 2821 code for a protein of 676 amino acids. Gene Ontology annotation, biological process: regulation of transcription by RNA polymerase II.
CAAUGAACGCCAACCGCCAAAAAACUCCAAAAAGAAGAAGAAGAAGAAGAAGAAAGAAGAAGUGUAGAGCUGUUCAUCUCCACACUGAGAAGGGAUGUCCGACAUUUCAGAAAUGUUAUCAUCAUCACCUAUCUCUUCCAUACCAUCACUAGUUCCUGUCUCCUCUAUCUGUGAAAGAGAAGACUGUUCUGCACUUCUAUUAAGGCCGAGAUGAUGUUCUCAAAGCCAAUCUGUUCACCCACAGCCACGAGCACAUCUUCCACAGACACACCGGCAUCAGGCACACACCUGACUCCAUGACGGAGAGAAAGAGAAGAAUUCCACUCACUCGGCGUUCCUGUCCUCUGUUGUAAACUAACAGAGCCGCACUUUCAGUUGUAUUGCAAACGGCAAUUCUUCCAUGGGCAUGCCAACACGCUUACAUGAACGCCCAUAGGAGAGCUGGCUGAAAGUGAAGAUUAACAGUGAAAAAGGACUUAAAUAUUGAUCUGUUUCUCACCCAAACCAACUGUAUCACUUUAAAAGACAUGGAUUGAACCACUCAAGUCUUAUGGAUUACUUUUAUGCCAACUUUGUGUUUUUUGGAGCUUCAAAGUUUUGGCCACCAUUCGCUUGCAUUGUAUGAACUUACAGAGCUGAGAUAUUCUUCUAAAAAUCUUUGUGUUCUGCAGAAGAUAGAAAGUCAUACAAGUCUGGGAUGAUGGCAUGAGGGUCUGUAGUCCUCAAUGCCACACAUUGAAUCAUAUCACUCAAUCAUACUUUCAGUAUAGCAACUACCAUCAUCCUACAAAUGAAGAGGCUCUCCCUCAAAUUCAGACAAGUAGGAAACACUUCUGGUGUAAGAAAACCUUCUGCUGUAAAGAUGGAGUUCAUUAAAGAAGAGAGUGAAGACAUGAGUGACCCAGAGCAAUACAGAGUGAAAAAUGAAGGUAUUGAGGAACAAAGAGACCUAAUGGAAGUGAAAGAGGAAAGUAAAGAACUGAAUGAAAUGGAGGAGGAACAUCAGUAUAAGGAACUUCGGCAUUUCAAAACUGGAGGAAAAUCUUUUAGUUCCUCAGGAAAAAGAGUUUCUAGAACAGGAGCCAAAAAUUCUUUCAUAUGCCAUCAGUGUGGAAAGAGUUUUACUGAACAAAUAAAACUUAAGGAGCACAUCAGAAUUCACACUGGAGAGAGACCUUUUACUUGUCCUCAGUGUGGAAAAGGUUUCACACAAAAAGGACAACUUAAGCAUCACAUAAAAAUUCACACUGGAGAGAAGCCUUUCACAUGCCGUCAGUGUGGAAAGAGUUUCACCGAACAACGAAACCUUAAGGACCACAUAAGAAUUCACACUGGAGAGAGACCUUUUACUUGUCCUCAGUGUGGCAAAGGUUUCACUCAAAAAGGAACACUUUAUAUUCACAUAAAAAUCCAUACUGGAGAGAAGCCUUUCACGUGCCAUCAGUGUGGAAGGAGUUUCAACCAACCAGGACAACUUAAGCGUCACAUAAAAAUUCACACUGGAGAGAAGCCUUUCUCAUGCCAUCAGUGUGGAAAGAGAUUCGCACAACAAGGACAACUUCAAAUUCACAUAAGAAUUCACACUGGAGAGAAGCCUUUUACUUGUCCUCAAUGUGGAAGGAGUUUUACACAACAAGGACAACUGAAGCGUCACAUAAAAAUUCACACUGGCGAGAAGCCUUUCACAUGCCAUCAGUGUGGAAAGAGUUUCAGACAACAAGGCGUUCUUAAGCAUCACAUAAGAAUUCACACUGGAGAGAAGCCUGUCACAUGCCAUCAGUGUGGAAAGAGUUUCAGACAUCAAGGACAACUCAAGCGUCACAUAAAAUAUCACACUGGUGAGAAGCCUUUCACAUGCCAUCACUGUGGAAAGAGUUUCACAGAACAAGGACCAUUGAACCGUCACAUUAAAAUUCACACUGGAGAGAAGCCUUUCACAUGCCAUCAGUGUGGAAAGAGUUUCAUAGAACAAGGAGAACUGAACCGCCACCUUAAAAUUCACACUAGAGAGAAGUCUUUCACAUGCCAUCAGUAUGGACAGAGUGUCACACAAAAAGGACAUCUUGAAGGUCACAUAGGAAUUCACAUUGGAGAGAAGCCUUUCAGAUGCCCUCAGUGUGGAAAGAGUUUUACCCAAAAAGGACAUCUUGAGGAUCACACGAGAAUUCACACUGGAGAGAAGCCUUUCACAUGCCAUCAGUGUGGAAAGAGUUUCACCCAAAAAGGAAAACUUAACUGUCACAUAAAAAUUCAUACUGGAGAGAAGCCUUUCACAUGCCCUCAGUGUGGAAAGUAUUUAAGAUGUUCUCAGAGUCUCAAAUUUCAUCUGCAAGUUCACUCUAAAGACAAGCCAUUUAACUCUGAGCAGUGUAGACAAAACAUUUUUGUGGCAUCACACUUAAAAAGACACCUCAGUACUCAUAAGAAUGAGAGGCCAUACAUGUGUUCUUUUUGUGGGAAGAGGUUUUUACUUUUUGACCAUUUCAAAAUGCACCAGAGAACACAUUCUGUUGGGAAAGCUGAUGUGUUCUCUGGGUGUGGGAAAGCCUUUUCUAGAGCCAGUGAUUUGCAGAAGAACCAAAAAAUACAUAAUGGAGAAAAACCUUACAAGUGUUCACAUUGUGGAAAAGGUUUCUCAGAGUCUUCUAACCUGGAAAUACAUGUAAGAGUGCAUGCUGGAGAGAAGCCAUACCAUUGCCCUUCAUGUGGAAGUAGUUUCAAUGCAUUAAUAUAUCUAAGUGCUCAUUUGAAAAAGCAUUGUCCACAAAAAGUGUCCACAAUGUGCAAAGUUAAUCAUCUGGCUUCAGGUCUAAGUAAAUAGUAUGAAAUUCAGAUAAGAAUUACCCCAAAGAAUUACCUAGAUAAUGUUGUGGAAAGGCACAGGUAAGGAGAUGGACAUAAAAAGAUUUCAAAAGCUUUGUCUAUCAUUCUAUGCACAGUAAAGACCAAAAUAAAAAUGGAAGGUUUAUAGCACCACCCAGACUAUGCAUAGAUCAGGCAAUCCCUCCACAUGACCGGGCAAGAAGAGCCUGAUCAGAGAGGCUACCAAAAGGCCACUGGCAACUUUCAAAAGUAAUGGAUGGUGGUAGCAGUAUGAUGUUGUGGGGAUGUUUCGAUUCAGCAGGGACUGGAGCACUUGUCAGGAUAGAAAGGAGAAUUGACAGUGCAAAGUUCAGACAGAUCUUGAGGAGAACCUGCAGCCCUCUUCCAGGAGGUUGAAAAUGGAAAGUUGGUUCACAUUUCAGCAUGACAAUGCAGGGUUUUUCCUGGGUCAAGAAUGGCCUUUGGUGGUGGCUGACUUACACGUUAUCACAUGUGAUGCAGUUUUUUCUCCAUAUUUGCAGUUAAUAUAAGAUAUUUCAGUUGCAUUUCAUGUUUGUAAUGAAUAUUUUUUUUUUUUUAAUCAUCUGAGCAUCUAGAAACUUCUGAAAUCAACAGAGUUUUUUGUACUUCAAAGUGCUGUGGAAAAUCAAACUAACUUAAAACACUACUGAUUUGGUACUGUGCUUCGAAGAUGAUAGUGUUUGCUUCGUAAUCCAACAGAUAUUGUUUUCCUUUUAUCAGACUCUUAAUGAUUAAGGAAUACUUUUGAUUUUUGGAAUAUCUGAAGCCAAACCAGGACAGUGUGUUUCCUGAACUCAAACAUCAUUAGAACAGGACAUUUAUUACAAUAUUACACAUUGACUUUAUUCAUAAUUUACUUUGUCCUUGUGUUUACCAUAGUUGUUCUUUAUUUGUUAUGCUGUAAUUACAGGAUAGAACACGGAUGGCUCCUCAUUAAAGUGUUAGGUGUAGGUAGGUAGUUAGACUUUCUUAAAAAAUUAACUAUUUGUUAUGAAAAAAAUAAUAGCUUUAACACAUUUAAAAGCAGUUGUAAUGAAAAAUUAUUUUUACUGUGAUAAAUGUUAGUAAA